AUGUCUCUGAGAAUAUACGAUCAUAAUACAGGAUUGUUUAAUCAAAGAAACCUAGAACCAAGCAUGUCAGUUUUCUGGUUCGCGGGGGAGAUGAGAAGCAGACAGUUUUUAGCUGGUGGCUGGGUAGCUGCAGCUAGCUUGACAGCAAUAUCCACCAUACAAUUCAGCAAACACCAAUCACAACAUAAUAAACUUGUCAAAGAUGAGAAUCUAUACCAUGUAUGGGGUAUUGCGUCUGAUAAACCUCUUGAUGAGCAUUGA
This is a messenger RNA of Botrytis fragariae, 261 nucleotides long. RefSeq lists its product as uncharacterized. The transcript has 2 exons. Lineage: Eukaryota; Fungi; Ascomycota; Leotiomycetes; Helotiales; Sclerotiniaceae. Bases 1 to 261 code for a protein of 86 amino acids. The record is from RefSeq and is a predicted model, not a curated record.